Molecule: messenger RNA, 693 nt
Organism: Saxophila tyrrhenica
Lineage: Eukaryota; Fungi; Ascomycota; Dothideomycetes; Mycosphaerellales; Extremaceae
Gene: MAD2
Product: Mitotic spindle checkpoint component mad2
Exons: 3
Coding region: 1-693 (230 amino acids)
Biological process (GO): mitotic spindle assembly checkpoint signaling
Cellular component (GO): nucleoplasm; cytoplasm; kinetochore
Source: RefSeq, a predicted model, not a curated record
AUGCCAUCAGCAACAGCACCUUCGAGUUCGGACAAGUCCAAAGUCCACAAACUACAGAUAAAGGGCUCAGCAAAGCUCGUGACCGAAUUCUUCGAAUACGGCAUCAACACCAUCCUCUUCCAACGCGGCGUCUAUCCUCCAGAGGACUUCUCAGCAGUCAAGAAAUACGGCCUAACAAUCAUGACCACCAUCGACGACCAAGUGAAAGCCUACAUCAAGAAGAUAAUGUCGCAACUCAGCAAAUGGAUGUCGCGCUCCAAAAUCUCCAAACUCGUCGUCGUCAUCACCUCAAAGGAAACCGGGGAGCACGUCGAGCGCUGGCAAUUCGACGUCAAUCACACCCCUACCUCCACCAGCAGCAAAUCCACCUCCGGCAGUGGGGAAAAGGAGAACUCCGACCCUGUGCCCCCUAAUUCAGCGGCGGCGGCGGCGGAGAAGACGGAUGCGGAGAUUCAGCAGGAUAUCCAAUCUUUGUUCCGGCAAAUCACCGCCUCCGUUACGUUUCUGCCGGUGUUAGACGGGAACUGCACGUUCAACGUGCUCGUCUACGCCGACGCAGACUCUGAAGUUCCGCUCGAAUGGGGCGACAGCGAUGCGAAGGAGGUGAAGAAUGCGGAGAAGGUGAUGCUAAGGAGCUUUUCGACCAACUCGCAUCGGAUUGAUACUGUGGUUUCGUAUCGGCUUGCGGAGUAG